AUGAGCGAAUUGGAUGACCGUUAUGAACGAGGUCAGGAAACCCGUCGGAUGUUCGGCGGCGGCGUCAUCGGCGGCGGUUCGGCGCCCGGCGCCUGGGACAUCGCUCCCGACCUGGAACGCAUCCUCGGCGAGGCAUUGUUCGGCACCAUCUGGAAGCGUCCCGCCCUGACCCCGGUGCAGCGGGAGAUGGUAACGCUGUCUUCCCUCAUCGUGUUGCAGCGGGAGAACCAGCUCCGCCGCCACCUCGGCAACGCGCUGAACCUCGGAUUGACGCCGGAACAGAUUGUGGAGCUGAUAAUCCACGAUACCUGGUACGGAGGCGCGCCCGCCGGCAUAAACUCCCUCAGCAUCAUUAAGGAAAUAUUCGAGGAGCGCGGCAUCGACUUUACGCCGACCCGCAUCCACGACACCAAUGAAGACCCGGACAGCCUGUUCCAGCGUGGCGAGGAAUACCGCCGCAACUACAUGGGCACGCAACCCGGGGGACGGCCGGCCCCGCCCACCCAAGCCGAGCGCGAACUGGGUCGCAUUACCGGCGAAUACUACUGGGGCGCAACGUGGACCCGCCCCGGCCUGGAUCUGACCAGCCGCUGCAUCUGCACGAUGACCUGCCUGGCCACGCUGGGUCGGGAAGGCCCACUGCGCAGCCACAUCCGCGGCGCUCUGAACAUCGGCCUGACCCAGGAUCAGAUUAUCGAGGUCUUCGGCCACAUGACGCUGUAUUCGGGCAUUCCCUUUGCCCGUGGCGCCAUGGACGUAGCCAACGACAUCUUUACCAACGGCUAA
Geodia barretti is the source of this 786-nucleotide messenger RNA. The record is from the annotation of a GenBank genome assembly. NCBI's taxonomy places the organism in Eukaryota, Metazoa, Porifera, Demospongiae, Tetractinellida, Geodiidae.